AACCCAAACUAGUUUAUUGGUUGAACUCCCCACACUGUAAAACUGCUAUUAGAGAUAGAAAAAUGAAAGGACUUAAAGGAUCGUUUAUAAUUUUACAAUUAUAUUCAAUUUUCACAAUUGUCAAUCUGCAUUUGAUUUUAAACCCAGUCAUCUUAAUACCGGGAGAUGGAGGAAGUCAGUUUCAGGCAAAGUUGAACAAACCAAGAGUAGUGCACAGAAACUGUUGGAAGAAAACGAAUGAUUACUAUGACUUAUGGCUCAGUUUGGUACAGAUAUCGCCGCUUGCUAUCAACUGUUUUGUGGAUAACAUGAGGCUGGAAUAUGACAAUGUGACAAGAACAACCCGUAAUUCACCUGGUGUAGAUAUCAAGAUCCCAGGCUUUGGUGAAACAAAAACUGUGGAAUGGCUAGACAAUGCAAAACUCCCCUUCACACGUUAUUAUCAUGACAUAGCCCAGGCAUUGGUUAGCUGGGGAUACGAAAGAAAUGUGACACUUAGAGGGGCUCCAUACGACUUCAGAAAAGCGCCAAACGAGUUGAAGGGAUUUCUAGGCAACCUAAAAUCACUGAUAGAAGAAACAUAUUAUAAGAACAAUAACAACAAAGUGGUCCUCUUAGCUCACAGUAUGGGCAACCCACUUACAUUACACCUGUUAAAUCAUAUGACUAAAGAAUGGAAAGAUAAAUUCAUCAAGAGUUUUAUGUCCCUGGCCGGUGUGUGGGGCGGAGCUGCCAAAUCUAUACGACUUAUGAUAUCUGGUGACAAUUUAGAUGUUCGUUUUGUGAGCCCUUUGACCGUCCGGCGGGAACAAAGAAGUUGUCCUAGCACUGCAUGGUUAAUGCCAUCAGACGAGUUCUGGAGUGAAACAGAGGUUCUUGUCGUUACACCCACAAGAAACUAUACUGUUAAGGAUUACAGGCAACUAUUUGAGGACAUUGCCUAUCCGACUGGGUACAAGCUGCGGGAAGACACUGAAAAGUUGGUCAAGCCAUUGAAGGCCCCAGACGUUGAGAUGCACUGUUUGCAUGGUGUUGACGAAUCGACACCAAGAGCGUUCGUAUACAAGAGGACAAGGUGGCUAAAUGAAAAGCCAGAAACACUUCAAGGCAACGGUGAUGGUACGGUUAACAUUCGCAGCCUUCUAGGGUGUUUGAGAUUUCGGGAACAACAAAAACAGCCCGUACAUCAUCAAGUGUUUCACAAAGUAGGACACAUGAAUAUUCUGAAGGAAACAGUUGUGAUUGAUUAUUUGGAGAAAGUUCUUGUUGGUGAAAAGAGAGCAGCAGUCAACAAAUUAAUAAGGUUUUACUCAAAUAGUAGACCCUAUUACUGAAGGUGGCAAUUUUCAAAAGCCCUAUUUAAGUCAUGAAUUAAAGAUGACUUUAAAUAAAUAUCGUAACGUUCUGUGGACAUUUACAAAACUAACUUGAUAAAUGAGUCAAAAACGACGCGGAGUGAUUUUAUGAUACCCUCCGUGAUUUUGUAUAAUCUAGUUUAUAUUUGUAAAUAGGACUGAUGUAUGUUCAUGUUUCAUGAAUUUUUUGUUACAGGAAUCGGUAACUCCCAUUUCUCUUUGUUUUAAUAAAAUGAAUAGAGAACAAUAUGGCUCGAAAAAUAAUAUCUACCAUAUAGUAAAGACAAUCACAGCACGCUAUCAUUGCUUAUUGCCCUAAAUAUGUAGGGGAAAAGAAGAGUUUUUCGUUAACAAAACAUUAAAGACACUGUGCCAAUUCAAGUGUAAAUGUGGGAAUUCAGGAAAAAGUUAAAAAAAACAACAUAAGUAGUUUACAUUUUGCAAUAUAUGUUUCUUAUUUCAUAUUCAGCAUUUAAGGAAUAUCCAAUAACCCACGUGAUACACGGAAAUGUAUAUAAAUAUUCAUCAGAAUGUAUCGGUAAGGCCCAGUUGAUAAAAAGAGUGGGCAGUCUUUUUCUAUUCUAGGCAGUUUUUAUAUUUUAUCCUAAACUUUCGUAAUUAUCAAUUGUUAGUCGAUCACCAUUAAAGUAAUAAAUCUACAGAUAUAUAUCUUAAUCGCCUCAACUUGAGAACGAAAAAUAGCACUUUUUAAAAGUGACACUACAAUCAGAAUCAAUUUUAAAAUACCAUUGACACAAAGAGAGCAUCGACUACUUUAUAGUUUGUAACAACACAGAAAUAAGCAAAUACAAAUGGAAAUAGAUGUAAUUGUACAUUCUCCUUGACCUUUAGUGUGACAUUCACCUUUACCUUGAACUACUUCUUUAUCUUUUAAGCCAAAAUCGUAGAAUUUCUAAUUUUUGUUUAAGUCUGUAUGGACAGUGGCUGACUCAUUUUCACUUACUAAAAUAAUUAUUUUCUUAUUAUUCUUCAACCCUAUUGAUUUAUUUCUGUUUGGAUUUUCUUAGAUCUUUAUGUAUAUUCGUAUUAAUAUAUGCCACAUUUAGAGUACUUGAAAACAGAUUACAAUCACUACGCUACUGACAUUUAUUGUUGUGUAUAGAAACAAUUAAGUAGAUCUACCACAUCUUGCAUAUCGUUUGAUCAAUUUUAAAACCACGCGACGAUGACGCAAUGAAUUUUAAAAGUUAAAACUCUUUAAUAGUUAACAUUAUAUCGAACUCCAGAACCAAUAAGUUUGAUAUACAUGAUCUGAUUUGAUAUAUCUACAUAUAGCAGAUAAUAAAUUGUUCUAGAAUAAAACAUUAUUUCUCAUUAUAAAAAAAGUUCACAUUUACAAAAAUGUAAUAGUUUAGGACAGGCAACACUUUUUUUCCAAGAAAUAUUUUAUAGCAACAUCCAUAGAUACAUGGCAUUUGUUUUAUAAAUAUUUGAAAAACUUAUGGAAAAUGUGCCCAUUGAAAACCAAUCCACUUGAAACGAUACAAAAAUGUUUUGUUUUAACUCUUUCUCCAGUAUAGCGCUCAUAUAUUCAAUUUGGCAAGGCUCU
This is a messenger RNA of Ruditapes philippinarum (Manila clam), 2925 nucleotides long. Its product is annotated as phospholipase A2 group XV-like. The transcript is spliced from 7 exons. Bases 63 to 1334 code for a protein of 423 amino acids. Gene Ontology annotation, biological process: lipid metabolic process. The record is from RefSeq and is a predicted model, not a curated record. Lineage: Eukaryota; Metazoa; Mollusca; Bivalvia; Venerida; Veneridae.